CGCCGAAAAAAGAAAACUUUUUUAUUUGAUCUAAAGAAAAAAAUAUUCCAUGUUUACUGUCUAAAGAUAAAACACAAUAACAAAAGACAAAACAAACACCAACGAAAGAGAUGAGCGAGAAUGUCUUCCCCAAGGAUGAUGAUUGAUCACAAAGUCGAGAUGAUCAAUGAUGGCAUGCAAGAAUUCUUUCUUGAAUUCAAUUGCCCUAAACACAGACUCAUUGCAGGUCCAUAUCAAGAAGGUGUAUGGAAGAUAAGAGUGGAGCUACUUGAUGGUUGUCCUUAUAAGUCUCCUUCUAUUGGUUUUGUCAACAAAAUUUACCAUCCUAAUGUUGAUGAGAUGUGAGUUUUUCAUUGUAUUCCAAGGGACACCAAAAGAUUUUUAAGAAGGAAGUUUAGGGUUCAAACACUGGAAACAAACAUGAUUACUAACUUAAUAACAUUUUCCUAUCAAAAAAAUGAUUCCUUGUUUAUUGUCAUUUUAAAUCUUUUAACUUUUACAAGUUAGAUCUUUUAAAGUCCAGUUUAAAAUUACAAAAUCUUACAAGUCAUUAUAUUUUUAUAUUGUCUUUUAAAAUAUACACGGUUUUCAUGUCAAAAUCAUCUUUCAAGAUUUGACCCAAUACAUUCACCUAAGUUUGAUUAUUGCAUACCUGACCUAACCAGGUCAGACUUUAUUUGUAUUUAUUUUUUUAUGAGAAAAAAGUUUUAGAGAGUUAGAGGUCCAGGGGCUCACUAGGGUCAGGGCAGGCCUCAAUGCUCGCUAACUAAGGUGUUUGCAGAUCACCAACCAAAGAGGUCCAUUGGCGGUGGGAGUUGAACUGACGACCUUGCGGAUGUGUCCAUUCUUUACCAACCGAGCCAAUCUUCAUUGGCACUAGGUCAAAAUUUUUUGUUGGGAGGGAGUUCAAAGAAGGAGAAUGAAAUGAAGCUUUAAUUCUCGGAAACGUAAACGAGAAUUGUUAUCUGGAAUGGUAAACUGGACGAGCGCCAUUGCAAUACAUCCGUUUGAUCCUGUUGCUCAAACAUUACCAGAACCAUCAAAGUGGAAGGAGUAUAAAGGAGGCCAGAACUUUUUUGUUCAGAUACUGAGGGCAAGAGACGUUUUGUCGAUGAGAAAGUGCGCCGAACCAAACAGUGGAUCAUCUUCAAAGAAGGUGAAGAUGCAUUCUGCCAUGUAUAAUAAUCCUGUUCCCCUUGGUCACCAAGGUAGAGUGAAAUUGAGACGUAGUGAAAGGAGGCCUAUCUCAGUCAAAUCAGAUGUCUUGGUUCAAGCAGAAGUCCCGCAAUGGACCGGUGUAGUUUAUGAGAGUGACUCUAAAUGGUUAGGCACACAAGUAUGGCCUGUUAAAGAUGAUUCAAAACCUACUACAGAAACAGAUCUUGUUGGGAGAGGAAGACGAGGAAAGUGUAGCUACAAUGUUCAAGGUUCUGUUGACUGUGUCAGACUUCAUAUUGCUGCAAACAGGACCAAACUGAAGCUUGAAUUGGGUUCUGCAUUUUACCAUUGGGGAUUUGAUAAAAUGGGCGAAGAAGUUUCACUUCGAUGGACAGCUGAUGAAGAAAAGAGAUUUAAGGAUGCGAUGAGGUUAAAAAUCCCUUCCCAAAACAAGUCUUUUUGGAACAAUCCAUCCAUAUACUUUCGAAGGAAGACAAGAAAAGACAUGGUGAGCUAUUGCUUCAAUGUAUAUCUUAUUCAACUAAGAAGCUAUCGGAAUCGAGUGAAUCCGAAGACUGUUGACUGCAACAAUGAGGAAGUUGAAUUUGGAUCGUUUGGUUAUGGUUUUGGGAUGAAAGCUAUCAAGCAUCCAUCUAUGGAAUUCAUGGAGUAUUCAGAGAACACACAAUGCUUUGAUUUUGAGUAGACAAGACAGUGUGAUAAGCCAUUUUGAGGAAGAACUUGUAGAUUAAUUUUGUUUGACAUGGUUAGUGCUGCAGGACUUUUAUUCCCCUCGUUUGGACAGCAUUUGCGCUGUUAAACUUUGUUUUUCCUUUUCGACAGCAUUUGUUUAGUCGAAGCGCUUUCAAGUUUAUGGUUUUAUUUAGACAUUUGUAAGUUAAAUUUACAAAUUUUAUUUGUGGCAGGUCUUUGACUUAGGAACAAAAUUUUUAUUUUUAUUUUGCUUUUCA
Molecule: messenger RNA, 2129 nt
Organism: Medicago truncatula (barrel medic)
Lineage: Eukaryota; Viridiplantae; Streptophyta; Magnoliopsida; Fabales; Fabaceae
Product: AT-rich interactive domain-containing protein 2
Exons: 6
Coding region: 971-1864 (297 amino acids)
Source: RefSeq, a predicted model, not a curated record